Molecule: messenger RNA, 1788 nt
Organism: Daldinia loculata
Lineage: Eukaryota; Fungi; Ascomycota; Sordariomycetes; Xylariales; Hypoxylaceae
Exons: 1
Coding region: 1-1788 (595 amino acids)
Source: RefSeq, a predicted model, not a curated record
AUGUUGUCGCUGUCGUCCUCGGCUAACGAAACAUGCAAGUUCAUCAACCUCCCCAACCCAAUUCGGCACCUGAUCUAUCGCCACGUAGGUUUACCUACAAAUACUUUUCUAUAUCUUGACAUCCCCCGAUCCAGCCGUAGUCCUUAUAGCGGAACACGCCAGGACCUGGACGGCGUCCUCAACCUCUUGCUCGUCUGUCGAGCCAUUCAUGUUGAAGUGUCGUCGCAUCUAUACUCGGCCAAUACCAUAGUCACCCACAGCUUGGGUCCUCUUAUAAGCCUUAACACAUCUUCCCUCUCAUAUCUUACCUCUCUCAAGAUCCACCUGAAUGUUGCUGGUACCACGCAUUGCGGACAGAGGUAUUGGGGAUAUGAUAGUGAAGGGCUGAGGGAUUCCGACCCUCUCAUAUCUCAGUGGAAGGCUGCUAUCGACCAUAUUGCCCCUCAUAUUAAACCCCGGCAAUUGGAAUUAGCACUCAUUUGCGACUGCGAGCCUAGACGGGCGAAUGCCGCAAAUCUCGUACUAGCACCUCUUCGUCAGCUGCCUAUCCUGAGGCGGUGCCAUAUUCGGCUUGGGUGUAAACCUCACCGUCAACUUCGCCAACUAGCCUGGAGCGCCGCUGAACGUGCCGUUGGCCUAGCACCACCAUCCACAUUUCAAUUUCUACGUCUUCCACCCGAGAUACGCAUCAGGAUCCUAGAGUAUACGGAUCUUGUAACGCCCUUCAACAAGAUUCGAUGGAAUCCGGGGGCAGGGUAUCAUACAUUCAGAGAGUGCGACUCUCGCGAGUACGGACCGCCGUAUUGUCACCCAAACGACCACCGAGCUUGCGUAUCAAGCAAGGAUGCUGGCAAGAGCUGCCUGGUGUGUCCUCACGGCGAUAGUAGGGUAAGAUACGGGCCCGAAUCGCACUGCUGGCGAUGUUUCCACUACGCCUGCCAAUUUUAUGACUGCGAGAGGCGUAGCACGGCAGGCGAUCAGACCUACACGGGGUGCUUCUGCUCCCGCCGCCACGCCGCUUAUUCGCCUCUCUGUCGGUGUUGGGCUCCCCCUACUGCCUUCUUUUUCGUCAGCCGAGCUUUUCGAGAGGCUGCCGAAGCUGUUUUCUUUGCUCAUAAUCACUUUGUCGUCCGCACCUCUUGUUAUUACAAUCUCCCGUCCUCCCUCGUAGGUAAUACAACGCUGCCCCCUAAACGAUAUCCUGGAUGCGAAUUCCUCAGUGCUAUACCCAUAGAGGCGAUACGACAUCUACGAUCUCUGGAAAUAAUAUUUGACGAUCAGGGACAUUUGACACGCUACUCCCUACCUCCAUUGCGUUCUUUCGGUAGCGUCAAGGACAGACUUAACCUACAGUUUCUCCAAAUUAUUGCCCUGCUGCGACCCGCCAGGGGUCAAAAAUUGGGCAUCGUAGCUGCUGAGAAAGGUGUGGACUACGUGGGAGAUCUAGCAGAUAGAUAUAUAUGGCCUCUCAGCCGCGCCGAUCUUGUUUCUAGGGCCCAAACACUUGUCGUAGAGAUCAUCGACGUCGUCCCGGAUAUAUUUUACUAUUUGCGGUCGCCGUCAAAUGAGCUCCCCAUACAUAUUCAGGGCCGCUUGCUCUAUUCGAAUUCCCACACGGCUCGACUAAUAACAGGUAACUUGACAGGUGGUACCGGGAGCGAAUUAGGAGAUAGUACCUCUGGAAUGCACGACCGUCAGCUAGUAGAAGGCUUCUGCCUCUAUAGUGACAUAACUUAUCCCGAGUUCGAAUUUUUUCAUGUUGCUCACGGGCUAUACCGAAGAUCAUGA